Helianthus annuus (common sunflower) is the source of this 683-nucleotide messenger RNA. RefSeq names its product probable histone acetyltransferase HAC-like 1. The transcript has 3 exons. Gene Ontology annotation, molecular function: histone acetyltransferase activity; chromatin DNA binding; transcription coactivator activity. NCBI's taxonomy places the organism in Eukaryota, Viridiplantae, Streptophyta, Magnoliopsida, Asterales, Asteraceae. Gene Ontology annotation, biological process: positive regulation of transcription by RNA polymerase II. The record is from RefSeq and is a predicted model, not a curated record. The coding region runs from base 13 to 441 and encodes 142 amino acids. Gene Ontology annotation, cellular component: transcription regulator complex; histone acetyltransferase complex.
AAAUAUUCCACUAUGAUGAUCCUAUAUCAUUAUAAUCACAAUCUUGUUGUCCAACCAAAAGGUGACACCUGUCAUACCGGUAACUUAAUUCACCCUCCAACAGACGUUACCCCCGUAACCAGAACAGAAGAACAACCUCAGGAUCAAAAUCAAGAGACGGUAACCAGGGCGCUAGAUGCUUUAAAUCAUGCGUCUCUAUGUAAAAGCGUUGAGGGCUGCAACCCGGAUUGUCGAACGAUCAAAAUCCUUCUCCAACAUGUUUCUAUAUGCACUACGAGGAAGCAUAACGGUUGCCAAAAUUGUCAAGGAGCAUGGUGGGUAUUAGAGAAACACAUAAACACCUGUACAAAGCUUGACUGUACUAUACCUUAUUGCAAGUACAUAAGGGAGGAGAGAGCUAACACUUGCCAGAGAUCAGAGUUCAACAAAGUAACCAGUUAGUUGACUGGACAAGAUUGGAUUCUUUUUGGCGCAGUUUAUAUGUAUAGGAAAAGGGCUAACUCGCGUAUAUAUGAAGAUUUUGUUUGUUUGUUUGUUUGGUUUAUGUAAUUCGUAUAUUUUCGUUUUAUGGGUCUUAUCUAAAGACCGAUAAAAUGCAAAUAUAACGAAUAAGUUUAUCUGUUAUCGGAUGUUACAGUUAUGACAUGAUAUGUUUAGUUGUAAUAAUAAGGAUUUUUCUAGUA